AUGCAGGGCCUGUGGAAAGGAGUGAUCAUGGAGCUCUGUACUCAAGAGCAGUACUGGGAUCCCCUGCUGAAUGUCUGCUUCUCCUGCAAAUCCAUCUGCAACUAUCAGAUUCCACGCACCUGUGCAGCCUUCUGCAAGUCCCUCAGCUGCCACAAGGAGCAAGGCAGGUACUAUGACCAGCUUCUGAGGGACUGCAUCAGUUGUGCCUCUAUCUGCGGACGUCACCCCCCACAAUGCAAGUAUUUCUGCGAGAACAAAUUGAGGGACACAGUGACCCCACCACCAGAGCACAGGAGGCAGCAGACAGGGGAAGCUGGAACCAGGCCGGACAACAUGAGACAGUACCAGGGAUCAGAGCACAGAGGCCCUGAGGCAGCACCAGCUGCCCCAGGGCUGAAGCUGAGCACGGAUCAGCUGGCCCUGGUCUACAGCACCCUAGGGCUCUGCCUCUGCGCCAUCAUCUGCUGCUUCCUCCUGGCCGUGGCCUGCUUUCUCAAGAGGAGAGGGGACCAGUUCUCCUGCCAGCCCUCUCCAGGGCCUUGUCAGACCCGAGCCAAGUCCUCCAAGGAUCACUGGAUGGAAGCGGGGAGCGCCGCGGGCGGGCCGCCGGAGCCGGUGGAGACGUGCAGCUUCUGCUUCCCCGAGCGCAGGGAGCCCACCCAGGAGAGCGCGGGCGCGCCGGGACCGGGAACGCCGGGCCCCGCGCGCGCAGGAAGGUGGUGGCGCCGCGGCGGGACGCUGGCCGGACAGCCCUGUGCGCGCGCCCCCGACGGCGGCCUCGAGGUCGUGUGCGCGCCCGUCCAGGACGCGGGCCCCACGGUGUGA
Messenger RNA from Talpa occidentalis (Iberian mole), 825 nucleotides. RefSeq names its product TNF receptor superfamily member 13B (gene TNFRSF13B). The transcript has 5 exons. The record is from RefSeq and is a predicted model, not a curated record. The coding region runs from base 1 to 825 and encodes 274 amino acids. Lineage: Eukaryota; Metazoa; Chordata; Mammalia; Eulipotyphla; Talpidae. Gene Ontology annotation, cellular component: plasma membrane.